AUGGAACCGACGCAGCAGCCGACGACAGGCAAGCGAAGACCACACAGGAAAUCGAGAACGGGAUGCUUCGAGUGUCGGAGGCGACGAAUCAAGUGUGGUGAAGAGAGACCGGCUUGUGCGGCAUGUGUUCGACAUGACCAUCCAUGCGUCUACCCGUCUGCACAGCAAGCCACCCCCUGUCCCACACCGGCUACUGACCACCCUACUGCCCGAUCUUUGGAUAGCGAGGCAUCAUUGACGUCUUCUCUUUCGGUACCCCACCUCGCCGAGAGGGAUCAGACACCCUUUCCAUCGUCACCGUCCUUUGUCCUUGAUGAUAUGGCCUUGUUACAUCAUUACACCCUGUCAACAAGCCUCGACAUUGUCAAGUCUUCUGGUGGAGACGAGUAUUGGCAGAAGAUAUUCCCCCAGAUUGCAUUCAGGCAUGCCUUUGUUAUGCACGGUAUCCUUGGUAUAGCAGCCUUGCAUCUCGCAUAUAGGCAAUGUGCCGAGCGAGAACGGCUUCUCUUGAUCGCCGCCCACCAUCACAACAUGGCCUUGCAAGGGUUUCAGGAGAACAUAGUUCACAUGACCGACGAAAACAGCGAUGCUUUAUUCGUAUGCACGUCGAUGAAUAUUCUCCACGUCUUUGGCAUGCUCGGACCGCUCUACGAUGGCCCUGCCGCCGGCCGCAAGUCCCGGAUCCUCGGAGCCGAGUGGAUCCCCAUGAUCCGCGGCGUCGGGGCCGUAUUGAAGCCGGUAUAUGAACGAGUGCGGCUUGGACCUCUAAGUCCACUGCUUGGGCUCGGUAACUGGAGUGAAUUGGAUCCAGACGACAAACCAUUUGCAGAAGACCAUCACUUUCGCAGUAUUCAGGAGGUAUGGACUCAGAGCCACGACGCAAAAGUCUACGACAACGCAUUGUACCAUCUCCGGAAAUGCAAUGCCUACGUGAAGCAGUUCAAGUCAUUGAGUCCACAGGUUUUGGCGGAAUGGGGAUAUAAUCAGGUCUGGUCUGGGCCGUUUAUCUGGCUGCACUCUAGCCCAGACGAGUAUUUUGAGCUGCUCCAACAACGUCAGCCCCCCGCAUUGCUAAUCUUUGCAUAUCUCGGCGUAUUAUUUCAUGGUUUAAACGAUUACUGGUUCAUGGAAGGUUGGGGGCGGAACAUGGUGGAUGUGGCUGAUGAGCUUCUGGGAGAAUACUGGGGUCAGUGGAUGACAUGGCCAAGAUCAGUUGUAGGCAUUAAUGAGUAA
This is a messenger RNA of Fusarium vanettenii 77-13-4, 1233 nucleotides long. RefSeq lists its product as uncharacterized. Gene Ontology annotation, biological process: regulation of transcription by RNA polymerase II. Gene Ontology annotation, molecular function: DNA-binding transcription activator activity, RNA polymerase II-specific; zinc ion binding. The transcript is spliced from 2 exons. Lineage: Eukaryota; Fungi; Ascomycota; Sordariomycetes; Hypocreales; Nectriaceae. Bases 1 to 1233 code for a protein of 410 amino acids. The record is from RefSeq and is a predicted model, not a curated record.